Messenger RNA from Paralichthys olivaceus (Japanese flounder), 4115 nucleotides. NCBI's taxonomy places the organism in Eukaryota, Metazoa, Chordata, Actinopteri, Pleuronectiformes, Paralichthyidae. The record is from RefSeq and is a predicted model, not a curated record.
AUGACAGCAUACUAUACUCUUGACGUCACUGUGGAUGUCAGUGGACAGAAGAAGGAGGAAUCAGAAAUCCAGACCUGGAAGGCUCAGAAGAGCAACUGGUCUUUUUCAAUGCAAACACUGUAUUUGUUGCUAACACUGACCUUAUACCUCAGAAACACAAAGUGUAUUGUGACGCUGCGGCUGAGCCAGGCCGUGUCUCCAUGCUGUAUCCUCAGUACUCUCUGUGCGGCCAGUAGAAGGUCCCCUGAUGUCCGGGUAGUAGGAAAAAUAGCAGAUAGAAUCAGUUUGAUACCAAAUAGCUGCAACCCACUGGAGAAAAACCGGUGCAUUUACAAUGGUCCAGGCAGUGCAUCGUGUGAGGAGUCCGGUGCUGCAUAUGUGGAAGAUCAAGGCAACUUAACUAACUGUCAACCAAAGAAGAACUGCAGCUGCUCUACGUAUUGCAGCAAAAUUGAUGCAUACUACACUUUUCAAAUAUCAAUACAGAGUCCAGAGGUGGACUUUCCAUAUGUCUUGUCUAAGGUUUCUAACAUAAAGGAAGCACCAAUCUGUUCUCCAGCUACAGAGUUUCAAUGUCCUUUUUCCACCUUUCUAUUGGAAUACAAGGAUGUGAAUGUGUUCUGUGAAAGCACAGGAGCAAUUCUUCAAAGCUGCAAAGUGAUCGUAAACUUAGCUUACGAGGUUCCUAUCUGCAACGUGUCGGCAGCGGUGACGAAUCUGUUUCAGUUCAAUGAAAAAAUCAGUUUUAAUGGACUGGUGACUCAAGCAGCAAUAUGUGGGAAUUCAAAUGCUAGUGACAAUCCACAGUUCACAUGGGAGAAGAGUAACCUGACGCCUCAUAUGUUUUGUACGACAGCAGAAGAGCCUCUCACCUUCUCCUGUCAAGAUGGGAAAAAUGUGGUUGUAGAGCUGGACAACCAGUGUGUUCACAUGCCGUCCACGACAGUCGGCCCAAACGUGACGACCGUGCAACCAAACACCACCACGACUGUGAACGGAACCUCAUCCCCACUGAACACGACAGCUGAACCCCUCAACACCACCACCAUCGCUGCUAAUGUCACAGUGACAACAACACUCAAUGCAACCACCACCGCUGCUAAUGUCACAGUGACAACAACACUCAAUGCAACCACCACCGCUGCUAAUGUCACAGUGACAACAACACUCAAUGCAACCACAACCCCAGCAAAUGUAACCACAACUGAGUCAGCUGAAAGCCAAGCAGACGCGCUGCUGGAGAUGACCAGAGACGUGUCCAGGCUGAACUCCAGCCAGGUGGAUCAGCUGGUAUCUCAGCUGGAGGAUCUUUUGUCAGGGCCGACCAUCAGCCUGGCUCUGGGAAACACAUCCGUCCACAUUGUCAGCAAUCUGCUGGGUGCUUCUGCUGAGACGCUGGCGGACUCCUCCAGGAGGAUUAUAGGGAUCAUUGACACAGUGGGGUUGAAGCUGGUCCUCAACGAUCAGGCUGAGUCGCUCUUGGCCUCGGCAGUGGCUUUGUCUGUGAAACCAGCAGAUGGCAGCAACUUUGAGGAAACGUUUUUUUCCAUCUCAGACCCCACUAAUGUACUGGUCCGUGGGGAUCCCAGACCAAAGAGGAGCGUGAGAGCGGACUCCUCCAUCCCUCAGGGCUCCAUCAGGCUGCCCCCCACCCUCACACAGGACCUGACCACAGAGCAACAGCAGCUGGCCUCUCGACUGCAGUUCAAUUUCUACCAGAAGAGCACAGUGUUCCAGGACAAAUCUUUGGGUGAACAACGCAAACUAAACAGUGGCAUCCUGGGAGCGAGUGUGGCCAACCUGUCAAUCACAGGACUGAAGGACGAUGUUGUGAUUCGCUUGAGGAACAAAGAACCAAUUCCUAAGGAUUUCAAGGCCAUGUGUGUUUUCUGGGACUUUACAUUUAAUAAUGGUUCAGGUGGUUGGAACCCUGACAACUGCUCUGUCCUGAACAGCACAGACAACAUGACAACUUGUGGCUGCAACCAUUUAACCAGUUUUGCAAUCCUGCUGGACCUCUCAAGACAACCUGUAACCGAUGCUCUCCAGGCCACCAUCCUCACCUUCAUCACAUACAUCGGUUGCGGAAUCUCUGCCAUCUUCUUGUCUAUCACCCUCCUUACCUACUUGGCGUUUGGGAAAUUGCGUAAGGACAUUCCAUCCAAAAUCCUGAUCCAGCUGUGUCUGGCUCUGCUGCUGCUGAACCUCGUCUUCCUGGUUGAUGCUUGGCUGGCGCUCUACCCAGACGCCUUGGGCCUCUGCAUCUCCACCGCCUGGUUCCUUCACUACUUCCUGCUGGUUUCCUUCACCUGGAUGGGACUUGAGGCUGUCCACAUGUACCUGGCCCUCGUCAAGGUCUUCAACAACUAUGUAUCGCACUACAUGCUGAGGUUCUCGUUUGCCGGCUGGGGUAUCCCAAUGAUCGUGGUCAUCAUCGUCAUUGCUAUUGACAAAGAUAACUAUGGCCUUGUCUCCUAUGGAAAGUUUUCUGAUGGCACUACUGAUGGCUUCUGCUGGCUGAAAAACGACAUCGCCUUCUAUGUCGCCGUGGUGGCUUAUUUCUGCGUCAUUUUCCUCUUCAAUGCCAUCAUGUUUGUUGUGGUGUUGGUGCAGCUAUGUCGCAUAAAGAGGCAGAACCCACACAACGCACAGCACCGCACCACGCUGCAGGAUGUGCGCAGUGUACUGGGGAUAACCAUCCUCCUGGGCCUCACUUGGGGCUUCGCCUUUUUCGCCUGGGGGCCCGUGAACCUGGCGUUCAUGUACCUCUUUGCCAUCUUCAACUCCUUGCAAGGUUUCUUUAUAUUUGUGUUGCACUGCGCAGUGAAGGAAAACGUGAGGAGGCAGUGGAGGAUCUACCUGUGCUGCGGCAAAAUGAGACUGGCAGAGAACUCAGAAUGGAGUCGUACUGCAACACAGAAGAAUACAAAGAAGUCGUCAGUUACCAGACUGACGUCCCUUAACUCGUCUCAGUCGUCCCAGUCCAACAACUCAUCCAGCUCCUCCUCUUUUCUCGCCACUUCAGAGCAGACUCGUGGCAUCGGUAGCCCAUUGGAAGACAGAGCAAUCACAGCGGAUGAAGAGCCCGGCAUGGACGUGGUCCUCAAUGAGAUCAACAGACAGUACAGAACCCAAAAUGCCUCCUGAUCCACAAAGGACUGAACACACCAUCUAAGAAUGCCUCUUAUUUUGAAGGACAUGUAUAUAAUGUCAAUUAAGCAGAGUGUUUUAUGUAUUUUAUGACAAAAUGUAAAUAAUACAUUAUGGUUAUUGGUUUUUAUACAUUUUUCAUACAAUAGCCUUUAUUCCUUUGUACAGUGAUGUUAUCAGUAUAGAAUAUUCAGAUGGUACAAGGCCAGAACACAUGUUGGAUUAAAUGAUUGAAUAGUCCAAAAAACUAAAUAUCUCAGAUUUGAUGCAUCUGCAUUUCUAAUACUAUAGAGAAAAGGUAAUAUGAAGUAUUUAUAAGGAUAGGGUGUUGAAUCUUUCUUCCAUCCAUCAUCCGUACUACUUUUCCUUUUGAGGGCUGUGAAAGGACUGUUGGGCCUUGGUGGAGGUAUGAACUCUACACAGUGUUAUUCUAGUUAUUCAUUUCUUUAAAAAACCAAGGCAAGGCACUUUUCCCCCCAAAACAUUUUAAUUGUAAAUGGUCACAAAAAUGUCUCAUCUCAAGUAGGACAGAAAAGCAUUUGGUGAAAUCAUAUAUAAUAAAUAAAUGUAACUGAGUCCCACAGGGUUGCUCACGUGUAGAUUCGCUGUGUACUGUAUAUGCAAGCUACAUUCACUGUCCUUCACAUGCACGUUAUACAGUCUUAAAAAAAACUUUAAAUAUAUCAGGAGAAACCAAGGUGCUAAUAAAACAUGACAUAAAAACAGCACAAGCACAAAGGUGGCAUUAAAGUGGUGGAAAUGUUUCCCUUUUAAAACACAUUUGGACUUCAACACUACAGUCAUCACUGGGCGUGAUCACAUCACCUUGAAUCAACCUGAAAGAAUCAAAUCACAUUAGAGUGGCAGUAACAAAACUAGAGCUUAAAAGCGACUCCCUUGAGCUGCGCUUAGUCUAUAGAUUGGCCUAUCACACAAUUUGAGCUCAUAACUCAAGAAAAAAAAAA